Molecule: messenger RNA, 2077 nt
Organism: Diospyros lotus (date-plum)
Lineage: Eukaryota; Viridiplantae; Streptophyta; Magnoliopsida; Ericales; Ebenaceae
Product: protein CNGC15b-like
Exons: 6
Coding region: 119-2077 (652 amino acids)
Biological process (GO): potassium ion transport; transmembrane transport
Cellular component (GO): membrane
Molecular function (GO): voltage-gated potassium channel activity
Source: RefSeq, a predicted model, not a curated record
CCAAGACGAUCUUGAAGCUCCAAAGCCCAGCACCAGUUCGGCGAGAAGAUCAGGCGGCUUCCUCGCCUUCACCAAAGUGGUCAGGGGGAAGCAGCUCUGCAACCCAUGCAGCUGGAACAUGGCGGCGGAUCAGAAGGAAUCAUCAGCACAUAAUGAACCAGCCGGAAAAGAACUAACCAGAGUCUUCUCGGAGGACUACGAAGUGGUGGAGAAGACGAUUCUGGAUCCCCGAGGCCCCGUCGUGAACCAGUGGAACAAAUGCCUCUUCGUCGCCUGCCUGGUUUCUCUCUUCGUGGACCCCUUGUUCUUGUACUUGCCCGUCGUCGGAGAAGACGAGUGCAUUCAGAUCAAUGUGGCGAUGGAGGUGACGCUCACCGCCAUCCGAUCGAUGGUCGACUUACUUUACACGAUCCAGAUCUUCGUGAGGUUCCGGACGGCCUACGUUUCUCCUUCGUCUAGGGUUAUCGGGAGAGGAGAACUGGUUAUAGACCCUUCCAAGAUCGCCUCUAGGUAUCUCCACAAAGACUUCUGGCUCGACUUGCUGGCUGCUGUACCCCUGCCUCAGUUGCUGGCCUGGGCUGCAGUGCCGUACUUGAGGGGUACAAAUCUGAUAAACUUAAAGAUCUUCCUCCGCCUCACUGUCAUCAUCCAGUUCCUCCUUCGCCUGUACCUCAUCUUCCCUCUCUCUUCUCAAAUAAUCAAGGCCACCGGCGUCGUCAUGGAGAGAGCUUGGGCGGGAGCAGCUUACAAUCUCAUGCUCUUCUUGCUUGCCAGCCAUGUUCUAGGUGCGAGUUGGCACCUUCUUGCGAUAGAGCGGCAAGCCGGGUGCUGGAAGGAAGCUUGCGGCCAUAACGAAGAGAGCUGCGAGGCCUGGUUUUUCGACUGUGGAAGAGUGGAUGAUUCGAGCAGAGCUGCUUGGUUCAGAUCCAGCAAUAUCUCUCACCUCUGUGAUCCCAAAGCCGAUCUCUUCCAGUUUGGGAUUUAUGCUGAAGCUGUGAUCCUUGGUGUCACCAAGUCUAGAUUCUUGAACAAGUACCUCUACUGCCUUUGGUGGGGAUUAAGGGGCCUAAGCUCUCUAGGGCAGAAUCUCUAUCCUAGCAUCUGUGUUGGAGAAAUUAAUUUCACCCUCAUCAUUGCCAUUCUUGGGCUUCUGUUUUUCGCAUUGCUUAUUGGGAAUAUGCAGGCAUACCUUCAGUCGACAAGGAUGAGGCUGGAAGAAUAUAGAAUCAAGAAGACCGAUACAGAACAGUGGAUGCACCAUCGACAAUUGCCACAUGAACUGAGAGAGCGAGUUCGAUGCUAUGAUCAGAAAAGAUGGGUCACCACUCGCGGAGUCGACGAAGAAGCCAUCCUCAGAGGCCUUCCCUUGGAUCUCCGGAGAGACAUCAAGCGACACCUUUGCCUUAGUCUAGUUCGUCGGGUUCCUCUGUUUGAUCAGAUGGAAGAACACAUUCUCGACGCCAUAUGCGAGAGGCUGAAGCCGGUGCUCUGCACGCCGGGAACUUGUCUGGUCCGGGAAGGCGACCCCGUCGGCGAGAUGCUCUUCAUCAUUCGGGGCCAUCUGGAUUCCUACACCACCGGCGGCGGCCGGACCGGCUUCUUCAACUCCUCCCGGCUCGGCCCCUGCGACUUCUGCGGCGAGGAGCUUCUGACGUGGGCCUUGGACCCCCGUCAGGGGGUCCUUCUCCCGUCGUCUACCCGCACCGUGAAGGCCCUCUCCGACGUCGAAGCCUUUGCGCUCAUUUCGGAGGACCUCAAGUUCGUGGCGACGAAGUUCCGGCGGCUGCACAGUAAGCAGCUUAAGCACACUUUCAGGCUUCACUCUCACCAGUGGAGGACCUGGGCUGCGUGUUUUAUACAGGCGGCGUGGUUCCGCUACAAGCGGCUGCGACAGGCUGCGGCGCUCAAGUCCAGGGAGUGCUCGCAGCGGCCCUCAGCGGCUGAGCCACCUGCAGAUAUUCAAACGGGCACGUUUGCAAGAAAGAGCAUGCGUGUGGGGAGCCGAAGCUGCGAGUUUGAUCUCUCGACCACGUUGCAGAAGCCAUUGGAACCCAUCUUUUCGUUUGAGAAUAGGUGA